UCAUAAAUUGAGACCAUUAUUCUCUCUCACUCACUUAUUUGUAGUUUCUCUGAUUAGAAUAGACAUGAAGGAAUACUCAGUUUCCUGUAAAAGACAUAGAAAAGAACAAUAUUUUGCAGCAGACCACACAAGAAGACAACACCAAUGCACACAAAACAACUCUCUUACAUUGUCCACUUCUCAACUAAACAUUCCACAUAUGUUACAUGUUUUUGUUUCUUUGCUGUUUCUUCUUACUUCAACUACCUCAGCAUUGUCUCAUAACCCAAUUGUCUCAGAUUCUGCUCACCCCUUGAAGACUAACCAAACAUUUAAAGCAAGUGCAGAGUUGCUUAAGUUAAGAAGAAUCAGAACUCACUUGAAGAAGAUCAAUAAACCUUCUGUGAAGACAAUUCAGAGUCCAGAUGGUGAUUUGAUAGAUUGUGUUUUAUCUCAUCAGCAGCCAGCUUUUGAUCAUCCUAAGCUUAAAGGGCAUACACCAUUGGAUCCACCAAAAAGGCCAAAGGGAUACUACAAAAAUGGAGAAAAUGUUAGUGAGAGCUUUCAACUUUGGACUAAUUCUGGUGAAACAUGUCCAAAAGGAACUAUUCCAAUCAGAAGAACAACAGAAGAAGAUAUUUUAAGAGCAAGUUCUAUCCAAAGAUUUGGAAGAAAACCAAGACCUGUAAGAAGAGAUUCAACUAGCAGUGAUCAUGAGCAUGCAAUUAUUUUUGUAAAUGGAAAUCAAUACUUUGGAGCAAAGGCAAACAUAAAUGUGUGGGCACCCCAUGUAACAGAUGCAUAUGAAUUUAGCUUGUCACAAAUUUGGGUUAUUGCUGGAUCUUUUGGUAAUGAUCUGAAUACAAUAGAGGCUGGUUGGCAGGUAAGUCCAGAACUAUAUGGAGACAACUAUCCAAGGUUCUUCACUUAUUGGACAACAGAUGCAUAUCAAACAACUGGAUGCUACAAUUUACUAUGUUCAGGCUUUAUCCAAACUAACAACAAGAUAGCAAUAGGAGCAUCAAUCUCCCCAACAUCUACUUAUAACAGAAGACAGUUUGAUAUUGGUAUAAUGAUUUGGAAGGAUCCAAAGUAUGGACACUGGUGGCUAGAGUACGGUUCUGGACUAUUAGUUGGAUACUGGCCAGCAAACAUGUUUAGUCACUUGAGGAGUCAUGCAAGCAUGAUACAAUUUGGAGGUGAAAUUGUGAAUACUCGUUCAAAGGGUUACCACACUAGCACUCAAAUGGGGAGUGGCCAUUUUGCUGAACAAGGGUUUAGAAAAGCAGCAUAUUUUAGAAACUUACAAGUCAUUGAUUGGGAUAAUAAUUUGCUUCCUCUUGCUAAUAUUCAGCACUUGGCAGACCAUUCUAAUUGUUAUAACAUAAGACAGGGUAAUAAUAAUGCUUGGGGAAAUUAUUUUUAUUAUGGUGGUCCUGGGAGAAAUGUGAAAUGCACAUGAAGAAAAUGACACCUAAUAUAUAAGUUAUAGGAUUUUAUUUUGUUUUGGUCAUAUAUAAAUAUAUGUAUUUUUGCCAUAGAGGUUUUAUUUUUAUUUUUGGGGUGUAUCUAUCUAGGAAGGCUAUUUAGUGUUUCUUCCCAUUUCUUUCCUACUAAUAUUCUUCAUUGAGACCUUAAACAUUGUCAAAGAUGAAGUUGGCUUUGACUUUGUCUAGAUGUAUCAUGAACUUUCCAAUC
Molecule: messenger RNA, 1677 nt
Organism: Cicer arietinum (chickpea)
Lineage: Eukaryota; Viridiplantae; Streptophyta; Magnoliopsida; Fabales; Fabaceae
Product: protein neprosin-like
Source: RefSeq, a predicted model, not a curated record